Messenger RNA from Penicillium arizonense, 96 nucleotides. RefSeq lists its product as uncharacterized. The record is from RefSeq and is a predicted model, not a curated record. Bases 1 to 96 code for a protein of 31 amino acids. NCBI's taxonomy places the organism in Eukaryota, Fungi, Ascomycota, Eurotiomycetes, Eurotiales, Aspergillaceae. The transcript is spliced from 3 exons.
AUGUUCCUGGUUUCGUUGGAUAUGACAAUUGUUGCAACAGCGAUCCCAAAGAUCACAGAUGACUACACAGCGUUACAAAAUCCGGGCCUCCUUUAA